CUCGGCUCGGCUCGGCCCGCCGCUUGGCGCUCGCCUGGGCAGGCGGCGGCAGCAGAACCGCGGAGGCGCCGCGACGAUGGCGGGCAACCAACCGCCGCCCCCGAAGCCCUGGGAGAGCCGGCGACUGUCAGCUGAUGUGGGGGCCAACCAGUUAACUAGACCCGGACAGCCCGCCCUGACUCGAGUGCCCCCUCCUAUUCCGCCAAGGCUGUCGCAGCAAACAGGAAGUACUGCCCUAAAUACCUACCGGCCCGCUUACAGCACCUCUUUUUCUUCAGGCUAUGGCGGAUAUGGAAAUUCCUUUUACGGAAGCUACAGCCCUUACAGUUUUGGGUACGGCAGCUUGGGCUACAACCGUUUCCGGGUGGAUGACGUUCCCACCAGCCGGUUUGUGCAGCAAGCAGAAGAAAGCAGCCGGGGGGCGUUUCAGUCCAUCGAAAGCAUUGUCCAUGCCUUUGCCUCUGUCAGCAUGAUGAUGGACGCUACCUUCUCGGCCGUCUACAACAGUUUCCGAGCUGUUUUGGAUGUAGCAAAUCACUUUUCCCGGCUCAAAAUACACUUCACCAAGGUGUUUUCAGCUUUUGCUUUGGUCCGAACGAUACGGUACCUCUACAGGCGGCUACAGAGGUUGCUGGGCAUGAGAAAGAGUUCUGAGAAUGAUGAUCUGUGGGCAGAAAGCCAAGGAACUGUGGCCCGCAUUGGUCCUGAAGAAAAGGCCACCAAUUCUGCAAAAUCGUGGCCCAUCUUCCUGUUCUUUGCUGUUGUUCUCGGUGGGCCCUACCUAAUAUGGAAGUUACUAUCCACCUACACAGAUGAGGAAACAGUUUCCAGUAAUUGGGCCAGCGGAGAAGAUGACCAUGUUGUUGGGAGAGCAGAAUAUGACUUCACUGCUGUUUCGGAAGAAGAAAUUUCUUUCCGUGUGGGUGAAAUGCUAAAAUUGGCACCGAAAGAACAACAACCCAAAAUACGUGGCUGGCUUUUGGCCAGUCGUGAUGGCCAGACAACGGGACUUGUCCCAGCUAAUCAUGUCCGAAUACUUGGCAAAAGAAAAGGGAAGAGAACCAUAGAGGUGGAGAAGGUUACAGAGCAACAGCCAAAAAACACCAAUCUCACUUUGGUUCAAGGAGCCACGACCAGUGACACAUUGGAAGAGCAAGAAGCUGCCUUUGAGUCGGUUUUUGUGGAAACGAAUAAAGUUCCUGUCACGUCCAGCCCUGCUGUGCUAAGUGGAGAUAUCCAGGACCUUUGACAUGUGUGAAGGUUUAUUAAAAUGCUUGACAUGCGCUCACCAGUAAUACUGUAGGAUAGCCAUUUGAUAGUGAUGUAGCAGAACACUGUUGUUGAUCGUCUCUGGGUAUCUUGCUAUUCACACCUGAUGGAGUCUUGGAGGGAAGUUAUUGGUCCUAAUCUUGUGCUUGAUUCAUUUAGCAUUGGACAGUUGGGUUAAGCAUGCCCAGGUCGAUUAAUAGCUCAGGUGAGUUUUGAAGCCAGGUUUGGCACGUUGUCCCACCAACUGCUACUUGAGGUGGCCCUUUCUUUGAACGCUUCAGUGGAAUCCUUUGAAGAUUCCAUGGAAUUAGGUCAUUGUGCUUGCAUUCAGGGGGAUUUUUUCCCCAGAGACUGUGAGGUUAUUUUUCCAAAAAAACAUUUUUAAAGUGGAGAAAAUCUCUAGUUCAUGGGAAAGCCAGACUAACACCAAGAAAGAAAGCUUCUGCAGGGAAAACGAAUGCUACCACUGGUUGGUUGUUCUCUGUCGAAGGUGUUUUAGAAUGGGCAGCACAUGGACCUAAUUAUAGUUCCAAUGAGAGGGUGUGCAAAUAGACUACCUGGUCCUUUCAUAAAUAAGCAUUCUCCACAAGAGCUUUGACAUCGGUUCCUUUAUGCUGAUCCAUAUCUGCACUUGAUUUCCCCUGUAACCCUUUGCCUGGCUGCUUUGUCACUUUCCUUCCAUAUCAAGUCUCCAACACCUUUUGCUCAGUCUUAUUCCUGCAGCCUGCAAUUCGAUCUGCCAAGGACACCUUGCUGAGACUGAGACUCAACAUGCAAUGGCAGCAGAUGCCCCCGUUUUAAACCUGGGUCUGUUAUCAUCAUGUGUAGUCUGAGCCCCGUGUAAUUGGUAAAGAUCAUACGUAAAUCUUUUUUUGUGUGGUUGAUCCCUUAAUUUGAAAGUGUGAGCUCUCUUAUCAGCUAACAUUCUGCAUAAUUAAACUACAGUACUUUGUAGUACUAAGAACACAAAACUUGAUAUUGUUCUGAAUAGUUGGAUAGUGAAGAUUAGCAUGAAAAUAAAACCACAACAAUCAUGUUUACUACUGCACUGAAGCCAUACUAUUCUGGAGAGAAAACUAGGCCAUUCAGGGAAGGUUUAGUGAGCAAUAAACUAAUUUCAGGGUGAACUUCCUUAGAAAAAAUGAUAAAUUGACCACAGAACUAUGUCUAUAGCUAAAGAAUACUGUGAAUUUGUAAUGCUGUGCUUCAUUUUGUUAAAUAAGCUUCCAAAAUUGAAAAGUGCUUAAACUGAAACCUGCAUCUUGGAUUUCAUUAAGCUUAACUCAAAAUCCUUAUGUAGAGCACCUUCUCUCCAAUUUCACUGCAAGAGAGUUGCCAUUUUUAUAAUUAAAAGGGUUCACUUGUACUCUUUCCAAGCAAUGUUCUUGGCUGGUGUCAAUUAGAAUGCAGGAUUCUGGCAAUAUGAAAAAAGUUGGCAUGCUCUGGUAAAUUUGCUGGAGGUAGUUUUCAAAGCCAUUUCAGUACACUCACAGUUGAACUAGUGUGCUAAGGUCUGAGAGAGACAGACAAUGUUUGGCCCCAUUCUGUUUAAUAACAGAGCAGUACAAUGGCUUCUGGUCAAAAUAUAGAAUGUCUUCAACAAGGUAGCAGCUGCAGGCCAGGGGAAUGGGAAAUCAAGACCAGAUGCACUAGCUUUGAGCUGCCAUACAGAUCAGACUUUGGCGCAGGAUUAGGUAUAGAAGCCCUUAUGCCACAGAGAUGAGCAUCCUGAAUUUUCGUUCAAAAUAAACCAGAAAAUGGAGGUAGGUGUAUACCUUUUCUGUAUAUCUGAGACUUCUUCAAGAAGUGUUCCAUUCUUCCAAGUGCCCACUUAAAAUUCAAACUGGCUGCUGUGGGUCAGGGGGGUGGGUUCAAAUUUUCAUUAGAUUUCAGAUCUUUUGAGUUUGUAAGACCUAAAUGUUUUAUCCUUUAAUUUUUCUGAUGAUAAUACAUUAGGCUGAAAAGCAUUUGCUUAUGAGUAAGUUGCUCUUGACUGACAGCCUGAUCCUAAAACUGUUCACUAAAGUGCCACUAAUGGGGCUUGUUUCCUAGGAAUCAUACUUGGAUUUACUGUCCAUAUCUUUCUUUGAAGUUGCAUGUCAAUAACAAAGAAUCAUAUCCAUGCAUAUCGUGCUUCAGAUUGACAACUAUGGAUCGUGAACCUUGACACUGGACCCUUUGAUUUUUGUACAUAUUUUAGUGGAUCCAGAAAGAAAAUGGUUAAUUAUUUACAUUUCACUAAGGAUUUUAACAUGCAGUUGGAUUAACCUAUAUGAAUCUAAUUAAAUCGCAUUGAAACUUA
Messenger RNA from Varanus komodoensis (Komodo dragon), 3571 nucleotides. RefSeq names its product peroxisomal biogenesis factor 13 (gene PEX13). Gene Ontology annotation, biological process: protein import into peroxisome matrix, docking. Gene Ontology annotation, cellular component: peroxisomal membrane; peroxisome; peroxisomal importomer complex. The record is from RefSeq and is a predicted model, not a curated record. Gene Ontology annotation, molecular function: protein binding. The transcript is spliced from 4 exons. The coding region runs from base 77 to 1249 and encodes 390 amino acids. NCBI's taxonomy places the organism in Eukaryota, Metazoa, Chordata, Lepidosauria, Squamata, Varanidae.